This is a messenger RNA of Trichoderma citrinoviride, 2293 nucleotides long. RefSeq lists its product as hypothetical. Gene Ontology annotation, molecular function: mRNA binding. Gene Ontology annotation, cellular component: cytosol. The transcript is spliced from 9 exons. The record is from RefSeq and is a predicted model, not a curated record. Bases 11 to 2293 code for a protein of 760 amino acids. Lineage: Eukaryota; Fungi; Ascomycota; Sordariomycetes; Hypocreales; Hypocreaceae.
AGAGCCUACAAUGCCGGCUCACUCUUCUCUUCGUCAUCCGAAGAAGACGCUUCUGAAGGCCUCAUCCUUCGAUGUCCUGCGUCAACUUGCGUUCGAUACUGAGAAUGCCUUCAGCCCUGGUAUGAAACGACCGCUAUCUUCUAUACCUCUUCCAAGUCCUAAGCGACCGGCUUCAUCUGGCAAUUUAAUCGACCAGAUCACUAAGUGUGGUGAGCAAGAAAGCUCACUCGCCUUUCAAGUUGGAAAUGCCAGCAAGUACGAUGUUUUUACUGAUCGACCAACAUCCGGAACGGAUUACAAGGAUUCCUCCUCAAAAGGAACUGAUGAUAGUAUUGAAGAGCCUUCACCUGAGGCCUCGCGGGAAAAUGGCAGUUGGGCUCUGGUUUCUCGCCAGCCUCCUUCAGUCGACGCUCAAAACAUCUAUCCAUCGUCGGCCUGCGUGUUUGUCGCCAACCUAACCCAAGCAUUUGACGACCGAAAACUAGAAAUCGAAGUCACUAAAUGUUUCUCGCAGUACGGCACUGUCUUCGUCAAGAUUCGUCGGGAUAGCCGUCAGAUGCCGUUUGCUUUCUGUCAAUUCACAUGCGAUGCCGACGCAGAGAAUGCCGCCCACCACGGAAACGGAGCAAUUAUACUCGGACGCCCAUGCCGCGUCGAAAAGGCCACUGCUAACUCCUGCUUCGUUGUAUACAAGCUGUCCGGCGCGGAAACAACCAGACAAGAAGCCAUCGAUCUGCUCGGCUCCUUGGGCACGAUAGCCAAGGUCCAUCCCCUGGACCUCAACAGCCAGAAGACGGACAGGUUUCCGUCGGCAAUGGUAGUUCACUAUAAGCGCUACGACUCUUCGCGAGCUGUAGUCAAGACCUUCGAAGAACACCCCGUUUUCCGCGUGGAGGCAUACGAUCCCAAGGCCGAACUGCGUCAGCAGCACAAGAGAAGCGACCAGCAGAUCUAUGCACAAUAUGAAAAGGAUCGUCGAUCGGCAUACUUUGGCAACUUGCCAUUGAACAUGACUACAGAUGUGUUGAAAACACUGGCGAGCCAGUGCGGCAGCGUGCUCUGCGCUGAUGUUGCGACCAAGGAAGUGCCUCAAGCUGGCGGCAGGACUGCUACGACGUGUUUUGGUUUUGUAGAGUUUGUGCGUCCUGACGCGGUUGAGAAUGCCAUCAUGAACUAUCACCGCAAACCGAUCGACGGUCACAUUAUCAAGGUCGAGAGGAAGCGUACACGAACGUUCAAUGGAUCCUCAUAUGGAACCAAUAGCUCUCAGCGAGGAUCAUUCGCCGGCGUGUCGUCUACUUGGCACGGGGGAAAAGGCGGCAAUGGACACGGCAAUCGACUCAUGGAUGCCAAUACUUUUGUCCCUCCCACCGCAGGGCUCUCAACGUCAUUUGUUCCACAGGGGGGUAACAUUGGUAACAUUCGGGCCCAAGACGGUAUUAUUACUUCUCCUAUAAAGGCGGAUGGAUCUCCUCGCCUCUCUCGAACAAACGCCAGGCCAUAUACCCAAUCCAUCACUACCAGUUAUGCCAUCAAUGAUGGAAGCUCUAGUGCGGCAGUCGCUUUCGCAACUGCUUGCAACUACACUCCCGAUGCACAACUACCGAAGCUUGGUGACGAACGGAUGUCUGGGUCCCGAGUCACAGCAGAUGACAAGAGCACCAACAAACGCAAUGAGCCAAAGCGUGAUGGGAAGCUGAGUCUCAACACCGGAGGCAAAGACGGAACGGAAGGACUGAAGUCUCCUCUCACCCUUGCCGAAGCCGCCACCAAGUCUGAACUUCUCGCACAUGCGGUUCUGCAAAUCGAAUCGAGCGAGCACUUUCGCGAGCUCAAGGGCAGUACAAUGAUUCCGCACGGGGCUAAAGACGACAGUAAGACCGCGCAGACUCCCAUCGAGUCCCCUAUGAAUCCCGGCGCAAGGACUCCUCAACCCUAUGGUGCCGAAUCAGCCGCAACUUGCUACUAUCCACUCAUUCAUCCUUAUCCUUACUCUCCGUAUGGUUUUCACCCCAUCCAGCCACUCAUGGCUAAUCCCAUGACACCGCAGGGCGGGCCUAUCAUGUAUAACACGUUCGGUCAGGCAUAUUAUAGCCCCACACCAUACUCCGACAUGUUUACCAUGUACCCGAUGAUGCAACAGUAUCCAGCUGCUAUUGUGGAAACCCCAACUCGCCCUUCUAUGUCUUCCAAUGGCAUCGAAGAUCGAAAUGAGGUCGGGAAGGAAGCAUACGGCAUGUUACCAGAAACUGACAAGAAAAAGGUUGGGAAUGGCAAGGAAAACGACUUCUGA